This is a messenger RNA of Guillardia theta CCMP2712, 495 nucleotides long. RefSeq lists its product as hypothetical. The record is from RefSeq and is a predicted model, not a curated record. Bases 1 to 495 code for a protein of 164 amino acids. NCBI's taxonomy places the organism in Eukaryota, Cryptophyceae, Pyrenomonadales, Geminigeraceae. The transcript has a single exon.
AUGCACCAUCCCUCCGACGACGAGCAGCUCUCCCUCGCCAAGGUCAACGACUGGCUCAACGCUGAUAACGGUCGCUCCUGUUCUUCGUCGUCAGACCUGCCCCACUCCAAGCGGUCGUCACCCGGACGACACCAUCCCAGGGCCGCAGCCCUCGCCAGGACGGCUUCGUGCCCUAGUGGCGGCAAGAUCGCCGAGCGAGACCAGCCCGCGCCUUCCUCCAAGAGUCUAGACUCCCUCGUCAUCAGGGACGAGGAGCACGCCAGCUCUGAGUCCGCGCUGUCGUCGCUCCUGACAAGCCUCUCCUUGAGCUGGUUGGAGAGGACGUCGUCCGGGACCAGCCUCCACAACAAGGACACGAAGCCCCUACCGCUCCCAGCGACGACGAGAGCAGGGGGCCUGCAUGACUGGGAGGAGAAGGCGCUGGCGGCUUCCCUGCGAGCUCGCUGCAUGGGCGUCGCAUCAGACUCGAGGCGGCCGGCGUCCUACAGCAUGUGA